UCUGCAAAUUCCUAUCUGUCGUCUGAUUGUCAGCUUGACAUCAUUAGUGAGAUGUGUAGUUUCUACAUACUGAUCCAUUAAAACAAAGGGUAGAGCAGCUGGAGAGUACAUUUUUUUGACUUCAUAUUUCGGAAUUUGCACAGAAAUACCUGAAAUUAAGAGCAACACAAAACGAAAUUGAGAAAAAAUGCCAAGUACCAGGGAUAAAAUUUUGAUGGGCCUCGGAGGGGUUGCGGGUGUGUCUGUGGCAGCAUGGCAGACAAUGUUUCCAUGGCUUAAGUAUGACCUGCAGUACAUGAAGUAUGGAAAAGGGAUUGGACAGAGAUUGGCACAAGAUGUAGCAAAGGGGAGAUAUAUAAUUGACAUGUUUGAAGAUAGUGUUGAGAAAUUCCCCAAGAAACCCAUGAUCAUAUUUGAGGACAGAGAGUAUACCUAUGAGUUCAUAAAUGAACAAGCCAAAAAAGUGGCCAAUAUUGCGUAUGAGUGGAAUUUUCAGAUUGGAGAGACAGUUGCCUUAGUUUGUCAGAAUUCCCCAGCAUUUGCUUGGACAUUUUUAGGGCUUCAGAAAGUUGGUUUAGCUGUGGCAUUCAUAAAUUAUAACAACAAAGGAAAGCCUCUUCUACACUCAAUCACAGUCAGUAAAGCAAAAGCACUAAUUAUUGGAACAGGUGAUGAACUGUUCCAUUCUGUUGAGGAGAUCCGUCCAGAACUAAACAUUCCAUUAUAUUUAUAUGGUACUUCUGGCAAUAAUGUUCAUGAAGGUUACAUUUCAAUGGAUGACCUUUUGCUUAAUGCCCCUGGGGCUGAAAUCUGCCGGAGCUGUAGAAGUAGUUUCACUUUGGUCACCCCUUGUAUCUACAUAUUUACAUCAGGAACAACAGGUUUGCCCAAGCCAGCCAUAUUGAAUCAAGGAAAGUGUAUUGGCUACUCUAAGUUCCUGCAGAUUGGUAUGGUAACGCCAGAGGACAGAGUAUAUACCACUACACCACUUUAUCACAGUGCUGCCACCCUGGCUCUGUUUAGUGUCAUGGAUACAGGUGCUACAAUGGUUCUCAGAAUCAGAUUCUCUGCAUCACAUUAUUUUGAGGAAUGUAGAAGGCACAAAGUAACCAUUGCUCAAUAUAUUGGAGAAUUAGCCAGAUAUCUCUUGCAUGUUCCAGAGAGUCCUGAGGAUGGAAAUCACUGCAUCAGAUUUAUGAUAGGAAAUGGGCUCAGAUCAGACAUAUGGGAAAAAUUUCAGACGAGGUUUAAGAUUCCAAAAAUCAUAGAGUUCUUUGGAGCUUCAGAAGGGACCGUUGCUUUUGUGAAUACGUGGGGGAAAGUAGGAGCCUGUGGGAGACUGUCCCCAUUCCUGAAUAGGUUGGCACCAGCCAAAUCAUAUUUAGUGCGUUAUGAUCCAAACACUGAGACUCCAUUGAGAAACAAAGAAGGACGAUGCAUUCCUUGCAAAAUAGGUGAGCCAGGUCUUCUUAUUGGAGGAAUGGCUAACCCAGCUCUGUUCAAAGAUGGCUUUUAUCUCGGAGGCAAAGCAAUUAAUGAGAAGAAAUAUGUUAGAAAUGCCUUUCAAGAGGGAGAUGCCUUCUUUAAUUAUGGAGACUUGAUGUAUGUUGACAAGGAUUACUUCUUAUAUUUCAAAGAUCGAGUUGGAGAUACUUUUAGGUGGAAAGGUGAAAACGUGUCCACAAAUGAAGUAGCCAAUAUUCUGACAGGACUACCUUUCAUACAAGAUGCUAAUGUAUAUGGAGUAGAAGUACCAGGUAAUGAUGGUCGAGCUGGAAUGGCAGGAAUUUUACUGAAGAAAAAUGUAGAGUUUCACACAGACCUGCUCCCCAAGAUCUACCACCACUGUGAAGAGAACCUGCCACACUAUGCUCAGCCAUUAUUCCUCCGAUUCAUCAAAGAGAUGCCACUUACAGUCACUCACAAACAGAGGAAAGUGGAAUACGUGAAGGAAGCAUUCAACCCAGCCGUCAUCACUGAUCCUCUCUUCCGUAUUUCACCAGAAACAAAAACCUAUGUUCCACUCAACACUGAAAAUAUUGCUCAGUUUUUGGCAAAAGCACGGUUGUGAUUGGAACAACAUUUCCAAGUUCAAAUUAUGGUCGCUAUUUUCUAUUUUAAAAGACUUCUAUGUAUAAGAACAUGUAAAUUGUGAUGCAAGAAGAAAAAGGUUCAUAUAUUUUUUAACUGGUAGGUGCUAUAUUUUUUUUACAUGUACCAGUGUCGUAUUUAUUGAAACAAAGAGUUUCAUAGCAAUGAUAUAUUUUAUAUCUGUCAAAAGAGUUUGAAGAAAUUUAUUUAAAUAAUUUUUAAUUUUUUUGAAUACCUGGUAAUUGUGAAAUCCAGUUAAUUUAAAUUUAAGUUUAUAUGUAAAUUAACUAGUAAAUGCUUAAUUUACUGAAAAUGUGGUGAUGAAAAUAAGUGCACAUGUACAAAUAUAAAGCCUAACUGGGAAAUAUCAGUAUUAAACAAAGUUUUUUUUUUUUUUUUUUUUUUUUUAAUUAAGGUUUGAAAUGAGCAGUUUGUUCCUCCCUUCAUUACCAGUGAAUUUCAAGUACAUGUAUGAAUUUUUUAAAAUGCAUGCACUUAUUAAAGAUGAAAUAUAGAUUGUUUUAAGGCCAAAAGGGAACUUGAAUUUUGUAACACUAUAACAAAGCAAUAUUUGCUGAUACAUUUAUAUCCAUGUUUUAUUGUAUUAAAGCAGUAUAGUCCAUACCAGUAAUUUUGCAUAAUUUUGACUUUGAUUGAUGUACAUGAAGAAAAAACUGUCUCUGAGAAUACUUGUGAAGUUUGUAAUGUACAAUGUACCGUGUACAUGCAUUCUGUAAGCAUGUUGGUAAGCAAAGAUUUGAUGAAUACUUAUCAUCAUUGAUGUAUACAUACAUGUACAACACCUAAUGAAAAUUGAGAUGAUACUAUUGAUGAACUUUCAUGCUUUUAAGUUGAACGAAUCAUGUUUAAAAAUCUAUUCUUAUACAGGUUCAUGUCUGAAAAUGCUGCUUUGCACACACAGAUUCUUUGUUUUGAUUCUGUUUGUAGCUACAAUGAUUUACAUUGUUAUAAAUGUAAUUUUCUUUUUUUUCCCCAUGUAAUCUAAAAUCAUUAAAUAAUCAGGAUUGCUGUAACUUUGGCCAAGAAGAGAGAGUACAUUUGAAAAUUUUUUUCUCAAAAUGUAUGCAGUUACAGACUAUAUUGCUUUAAGUGUUACAUGUAUGUAUAGUGUAAACAAACUUUUAUAGACUUUUGUUCAAUAUUUUAAUAUGUAUAUUGUAUAAAUUAUCUUGUUACAAUUACACAAUUAUACAUGUGUAUUGAUUUAUAAAUGCAUGGAGAUAUGCAUUGUUGAUUAUUUAUCCUUGGUAAUUAUAGUAUCUGUGAUUCCAUUUUUAUCUUUUAUUUUACAUCAUGUUAAAUA
Molecule: messenger RNA, 3415 nt
Organism: Saccostrea echinata
Lineage: Eukaryota; Metazoa; Mollusca; Bivalvia; Ostreida; Ostreidae
Product: long-chain fatty acid transport protein 2-like
Exons: 12
Coding region: 188-2071 (627 amino acids)
Molecular function (GO): long-chain fatty acid-CoA ligase activity; long-chain fatty acid transmembrane transporter activity
Source: RefSeq, a predicted model, not a curated record